AUUAACUUCAAAUCCAACUCGGUUUCAACGUUCUAUCUUUCUCCUAUAAAUAUGAUCACCACCAUCCCAGCUUUCCAACAUACGAAACAUUCAUCAAUCAGAACCCUUUGUUUGUCUUUGUGCGUGCUUCUUAAUUCGUUGCCGUUCAACAAUGGCUACCAACAUUCUUGCCAAAAACCAGUCUUCUGUAGGCUUGUUCUGCUUCAUGGUUUUGCUUCUUCUCCAAUCCCAUGUGAGCAGUGCCCGGAAGUUGCUGCCUGAUCCUCCUGUUACACACAAUGCCUCCAAGCACAGUUGCAAGUUCGUCAAGGUUUUUCAGCUCGGCGACUCGCUCGCCGAUACCGGAAAUCUAGUUACCGAAAGCCCACGCGGCGGUGGGGCUUUGUUCAAUCACUUUCCAUACGGAAUCACAUUGGGAACAUCCACCGGAAGAUGUUCAAAUGGUCUUCUCAUGAUCGACUAUUUUGCCUCAGAAUUUGGUGUUCCAUUCCUGAGUCCUUACGAAAGAGUAGAAGACGGUGCGAAUUUUGAUCGUGGAGUCAACUUUGCUGUCGCCGGCGCUACCGCACUGCCAUUGGAGACCUUGAGAGCUAAGAAUUUCCCCCUUGGCUACAUUCCAACCGGUAGCUCGCUCGGCGUACAGUUGCAAUGGCUGUCUUCUCACUUAAACUACACAUGCCAAAGCAGAGGAGAAGAAUGUCAGGAAGAAUUGAAAAAUUCUCUGUUUUUGGUUGGAGAGAUCGGUGGCAACGAUUACAAUUAUGGAAUUGUUGGAAACAAAUCCAUGGCAGAGUUGUAUGGUUUGAUCCCAGAAGUGGUUCAAACUAUUGUGGAUGCUGUUAAGGCCGUGAUUGGCUUAGGAGCAACUAGAGUUGUUGUUCCUGGAAAUUUUCCCAUUGGUUGUCUUCCUGUUUACCGGGACAAUCCUAUAGAUGGUUCGGGAGGAUACGAUUCAAACCAGUGUUUGGCGGGACUAAACCGCCUAGCCAUCGCUCACAACGAGGUUCUGAAAGAAGCCAUUGAACAAUUGAAGGAGGAAUAUCCCAACACUGCCAUUGUCUAUGCUGAUUAUUACAAUGCCUUCUUGUCAGUCCUAACUAAUGCCGAAAACCUUGGUUUUGCCGACAAGUUUUCGCCUUGUUGUGGAAAAGCAGAGGCACGCAAUCCUUCGGCAUUCUGUGGGGCGCCUGGAGUUACUUCUUCUUGCCCAAAUCCAGACGAUCAUAUCAGUUGGGAUGGAGUUCACAUGACUCAACAAGCAUACAAGUUCAUGGCCGACUAUCUGAUCACAUCCAUCUCUCCACAGUUAAACUGUAGUUAAGUUUGCUUUUGAAAUUUAGGAUUAUUUAUUUUUCCUUUGGAGUGGUCAUGUUUUCGGGUGAUCAAUGAUCAGAAAUUCAGAGUUUAGUUUUCACUUCUAUAUAUAUAGACUAGUAUUAUGAACUUUAAAAUUCUUUACUUGCAUCCUAUUCACAGUCCUUUUGAUUUUUUGAUUUUUUAUUUUUAGAAAGUCCUUUUGCUAUCUUUUAAGUCCGAUUCCAU
This is a messenger RNA of Oldenlandia corymbosa var. corymbosa, 1542 nucleotides long. NCBI's taxonomy places the organism in Eukaryota, Viridiplantae, Streptophyta, Magnoliopsida, Gentianales, Rubiaceae. The record is from the annotation of a GenBank genome assembly.